AUGGAUCUCUCCAGUUCGAUCCCCCACUCCCCCACUCCUGCUGCCUCCCACACCCUCCCUCUUCUCCCCAAUUUCUCGCUCCCCUCCUCCUCACCCUCCCUGUCCCCUUCUCCGAGUCUAGCCUCCACGGCCCUCUUUUGCUCUGUGCUCUCCCUCAUGUCUCUCCUUGGCAUUGGGGGAAACCUCUACACUUUAGGGCUCCUAUUGGGGCGACGCAGAGCUUCUUCAUCUCUCCACCUCCAGGUGUUGAGUCUAGCCCUAGCGGACCUCCUCUACCUCUCCACCGCGCCUUUCAUCGUGUACGACAGCCUGGCCGCAGACUGGGCCUUCGGGGAGCUGGGCUGCCGGCUCCUGCUCAGCCUGGAUCUCCUCACCAUGCACGCCAGCAUCUUCACGCUCACUGCAAUGAGCCUGGACCGCUACAGGGCUGUCGCUGACCCACUGGCAGCCUCCUCCUCCCCAUCGCCAGGCCUGCUUCGAGUCGCCUUGGCCUGGGGGUUGGCGCUGGCCCUUAGCCUCCCCAUGAUGAUCACUCUCCACCUGGAAGAUGGGGAAAACCAGGAGGGCAAGCUAUGCGUGCCGGCCUGGGAUGAGCAGAGCUCCAAGGCCUACAUGAGCGUUCUCUUCUGCACCAGCAUCCUCGGCCCAGGACUGGCAAUUGGGGCACUGUAUACUGCUCUGGGCCGCCUGUACUGGGUCUCCCAAACCCAACCUCCCUGGGCAAACACAAGCAGCACCUACCCCCCCCGCGCACCCCGCCCUAAGGUCCUGCUGUUGAUCCUGGGAAUAGUUCUGGCCUUCUGGGCCUGCUUCCUCCCCUUCUGGAUCUGGCAGCUGCUGCCCCUGUACCAACCAGAGGUGCUGAGGUCUGUCCCCACCAGCACUCAGGUUACCGUCAACAGAGUACUCACAAGCCUCACUUACGGGAACUCCUGUGUCAACCCCUUCUUCUACACCCUGCUCACCGGCAAACGAAAGCGCUCCAGGCAGACUCCCACGGCAGGAGCCCAGCUGUCCCCCAAGGGGAGUUCAAUUCAUUGA
Molecule: messenger RNA, 1041 nt
Organism: Megalops cyprinoides (Indo-Pacific tarpon)
Lineage: Eukaryota; Metazoa; Chordata; Actinopteri; Elopiformes; Megalopidae
Product: urotensin-2 receptor
Exons: 2
Coding region: 1-1041 (346 amino acids)
Biological process (GO): neuropeptide signaling pathway
Cellular component (GO): membrane
Molecular function (GO): urotensin II receptor activity
Source: RefSeq, a predicted model, not a curated record